Molecule: messenger RNA, 3104 nt
Organism: Oncorhynchus tshawytscha (Chinook salmon)
Lineage: Eukaryota; Metazoa; Chordata; Actinopteri; Salmoniformes; Salmonidae
Product: myelin protein zero-like protein 2
Exons: 5
Coding region: 128-805 (225 amino acids)
Biological process (GO): cell-cell adhesion
Cellular component (GO): membrane
Source: RefSeq, a predicted model, not a curated record
GAGACGUGUCCCAUAUCGGCUGAGACUGCUAGUCAGUGCGUGUUGGAUUGGGGUUUACAGACAGUCUAAACGACAGGUCCAGAAGAGUUCACUGAGUUUAUAGAAUCGAAGUGUCCAGUCCCUUCAGAUGUUAUUCGGGGGGUUGGUGGGGACUCCACAAGGGUCUGGUCAAUUGGGUCGACUCCGGACACCUUUUCCAAUGUGCGUAAAACGGUUUUAUCUCCUCGUCCUCUUUUCCGGACUAGCAACUUCAGGCGUGUUACCGGUCAGUGGGAUGAGGGUGUACACGUCAGGGGAGGUGGAGGCGGUGAACGGCACAGAUGUGCGGCUGAAAUGUACCUUCCAGAGCAGCUCGCCCAUCACCCCAGCAACGCUCACUGUCUCAUGGAGCUUCCGCCCCCUCGAACCUGGCCGUGAGGAGUCAGUGUUCUACUACCAUGAGAGGCCUUACCCUCCCCCAGAAGGGCGUUUCCAUAAGCGGGCGACAUGGGCGGGUGAUAUCAUGGGGCGGGACGCCUCCAUCGUGGUGCGUGAGGUCAAGUUCACCUACAACGGGACGUUCAGCUGCCAGGUGAAGAACCCUCCGGACGUCCACGGCAACGCGGGGGAGGUGAAACUGACCGUGGUCACCACAGCCUCCUUCUCUGAGAUUGUCAUUCUGGCUGUAGCCAUCGGGGGCGCCAUCAUGCUGAUGGUCAUCCUCCUCGUCAUCAUCAUGUCAAUAAGGCAAUGUCUCAAGAAGAGACAGGAGGAGUGGGUGGAAGAACUGCCUCGCAGAGAGAGAAAGGACCCUACAGUGUGGUAAGACGGAGAGAGCGAGAAGGAGCGAGAGAGAGUGGGAUCUCUCCAACCUGUCUUCCCUCUGGCUGGGCUCUGUGGUGCUUACUUCUGGGACAGGGCUCAGUCAAUUGCUCGGUCUGCGUGGACACUCUCCUCCGAACCUAGCUUUGGAACCAAAACCUGGACCUAUCGUUGGGCAGAUGUUUUUACAAAGAGCAGACUUCAAUGCUAAAAGUGCCUUAGAAUACUACUGUAGAUUAUCCAUCUGCUGGAUCCUGUAUCUUACCGCCAUGCACCUUCUGGAAAGACAGUAGGCCUGCAUUAAUAUUUUCCUGUAUAUCAAAUGGGCUUCUUAACACAUUUCCUGUUUAAGUGUAGAUGUUUUAUGAGAUAGUUGUGGAAAAUAAUGUACAAUAUUUCUAUUGUGAUUUACUACUACCAGUUUCAAACUAACAUCUGCCAAAUCAUUUUCCAAUCGCAUAGGACUUAGUAAGCCAAUGCCCAUGGUUGUAUAGGUACCAGCAGUCUCUCUCUCAUCUGGCUCAAUGCAUUUCAACCACAAGUCCACGACAAGAUGUCUUUACAUUUCUGUCUUAGUUUACUGCUGGCUGAUCAAUGAUAUUAUUUGAUUUUGUCCUGAAGUGAUUUUGUAUUUCUAAACAGAUGUGUUUUUUUUAUCAGUGAAAAUGUUCAACUACUGCAGAAAUACUCAAAAUGCUGUCAAUAUUCACUGCAAGACCUAAGGCACUUGCAUAAAGCAGACAUUUCUCAAAUAUUAUAAUCAACAUACAGUUGAUUAUAUCAACAUUGUUAAAUCAUUAUUUUCAAAUUAUUAAACAAUUCAAAUAAUUUACUAUUUCACUAUGACUGUCACUGUAUUGUAGUUUUUUCACCUUUAGACGGUUGAAACCUUAUGUGUCUGUUUUAGACAGUGCAAUUAUGGUCAGUUGAACACAUCAAAUGCUAUAUCAGUAGUGUUCUUUAUCUAUGGUCUAUGGAUGAAGGGACUACUUUGCCUCUCAUUCUGUUGGGUUUUCAGAUCCCUCUGCAUUGGGUGCUUCUUUAGGUUUCAAUUUAAACAACGUCAUGUGUAACCACAUAUGCCUCACCAACAAAAGCCAACUCUACUACUUGGCGAUGGAAGUAUUUUUCUUUUACAACAACAAAAUCCAGACCAAUUGAUUGAUCCCGAUCAAACAUGGUGUUCCAAGAUGGUAUCGCUUGAAGAGUUGUUCUUUUCCUAUUCAUUGAAGAGGUGGCUGCCUCUCAUCUAAAAGGCAAAUUCAUGCUCAACCUUUCCCGAUUUUGAUCUCUGCGUGUGCGUAUGUUCGUGUUUGUGUGUGUGUCCCUGUUCCUGGCCUUGUCCUCUGUGUGUGUGUGUGUGUGUGUGUGUGUGUGUGUGUGUGUGUGUCUUAGCCACCCUGCAAGGGCCAUCCACCUGUAUAUGGACGAUGACGUGCUAGAGGUUGACAGCUCGGACGGUAUGAUCUCUGAGGCCAGCACUAAGGACCCCAGUUCCUCUGAGGAAGACGACAGGAGCUCUGACUACGACGGAGGUGAUGACUCUGACUGAGAUAGGGACAGUGGCACCACAGGAGACUGACCAGGUGAAUCCAGGUGACCUGUGAUUUCUUAAUCCAGCCCUGCCUCUGAGCAUGGCAGCCAGGACGACAUAACAGCAGGGAUCAGGAGACGAGAACAUGAGGGGAAUGCCUUUACAGUAUUGUAUCUCAAGCGGUGUAUGUUUGAAGAGUCUAGAACAAGAAUACAUCAGAAUCCUAUUGGAUGUAGAUGAUGAUGAAGUUUUAGAGGUAAAAUAGGAAGCACCAGGCAGCAUAGCAGACUAGUAUGGCCCAAAUCAGGACAGAGGGAGAGGGACAGAACACUGCUUCCUGAAUGAGUUGAGAGGAGCUGCAGAAAGAAAAAAACUGGGAUCUCACUUAACAAAAGGGAUGUAUUACAUCAAGAAUGUUGGACUGAUUUGAAUAGUGUUCCGUUUAUAUGGAAAAAUAACAAGUCUUACAACGAUGAUUGACUGUCCUCAGUGCUCGCCGGGGUGCGUGGGAGUUGAAGAGUCGCAUGCAGUCAGAUCUGAAAACCCUUUGAUUCCAAAAAUCUCCUUGAGACUUUUUAUUUUAUUAACGGAGGAUGCAUCCUACUCACAUUUUACCGUACCACUCUUUUACAGAAUUUUGUUUUGUACAACUGAGAAAUGUGUUUUUUGUCUCUGCAUUUUAGACACGCAAGAAGUAUGUUCUCCUGUUGUUUAAAAAAAUCCAAGUUAAUGUUAUUGUUUGAUUUAUAAUAAAAUUCCUUUUACUGAA